Paramuricea clavata is the source of this 3664-nucleotide messenger RNA. NCBI's taxonomy places the organism in Eukaryota, Metazoa, Cnidaria, Anthozoa, Malacalcyonacea, Plexauridae. The record is from the annotation of a GenBank genome assembly.
AUGAAUGAUGAAAGAAUACAGUGCCUUGGUUAUGUUAAUGAUAUAUCCUUAAACCCUCGUCAUUGGUUCCAAUUUGCAGACGAUGCUGCAAUUAAAUCUGCACAUAACGAAGACAAUCAACUACUGUGUAAUGCAUUUAGUAAAUGGUCCUCUUGGGCAGACUUAUAUAUCCGAGUAAAUAAGUGCCACACUUUUGGGAUCAAAAAGUUUGGGACAAAAGCAGUCCAGUAUAAACCUACUUUAAAAAUCUCUGGUCAACAGGUUCCCCCAAUCGAGGACGGUGAAAGUUUUAUGUAUUUAGGUAAACAAUUCAAUUUUGAAAUGGAUUGUACUGAAACCAAAAUUGAGAUCCUUGAUGAAAUCCAACACUACUUAAAGAAAAUUGAUCUUAUCCCAAUAAAUACGUGUGGUUCAAAGUUAUGUCUACUCAAAGUUCUUCUGGCGUUUUUCAAUCUACCCGCUUACUAUAAGCUGGAUACAUUCUAAUCUGGACUCUAUAAUUUCCAAAUAUAUCCGGAAAUGGCUCCAGAUCCCAAUCAGCGGUAACAUUAGUCAUCUAAAGCUUCCUAAAUUACAACUGGGAAUUGAUUUCUGUUCCCCCUCUGACAUAUAUAAUCAAUGUAAACUGACAGUGCGCAGAAUCUUGAGGACUUCUGUCAACUCCGAUAUUCAAAAGAUAUAUACCAAAACGGGCGGCUGCUGGUAUCUCUGAACAAUAUAUGUUAAGAAACCCUGCAAAAAUGAUUCUGGUAAAGAAAAACCUUAACGAAAUUUGGUCAAACUUUGUAGAACUAAAAGAACAAUCCGUGAUCAUUACCUGCUUAACUGAUACUUGCUAUAAGAAGAUGAUUAAAGUAUGGCACGAAAUUGUCACUUGAAUGCCCAGAAAUAUAGUAUGCUUUGCUAGGAGAGCGUUAAUUUUAAGUUUAGGAAAUAAUUCUAACCUAAAGCGCUGGAACAUUCGUGACUCCGCCAACUGUGAGCUGUGCAACAAGUUACAAACCCAGCUACACGUUUUUUCCAACUGCAAGGUAGCCCUAGAACAACAACGCUAUACUUGGCGGCAUGACUCGAUUCUGAUGACUAUUAUUCAUCACUUAAAAGUCGCAGUUGGUGCAGAUCUUCGACUGUUUGCGGACUGUCCUAAUUCAGGUACGACCUGUACUUCAACUUUAUUUCGAACGCUAAGACCUGAUAUAGUGGUGGAUUUUAAGGGUUCUGUAUAUGUGGUUGAAUUAACUGUUCUCGGCGUGUUAUGCGUUUGAAGUUAUUACACUUGAAGUAACCACUCUAGGGUUUGUGUCGAAAGAUAUUAACAUAUUUCGUAGAUUAUUACGAACACUUGAAAUGAACGACGAACGUAUUAUUUAAAAAUGUAUGGAGGUAGCUCUGAGAGCAACAUUCUACAUUUACUGCAGAAGAAAUAAGCCGUGGAAUAACCCAGACUUACUGAAUUUUUAUUAGCUACUAUUGAUAUAAAGUGUAGAGAAUGGACCUAUCUGUCUAAUAUAGUGAACUGUUUCUCUAUUUUCCUGACUUAAUUGAAAGUCUAAUUAUGUGAUAUAUUUGUAUAAAUUAUCAUGUUAUUAAUAAAGAUUUCUGUUGUUUAAAAAAACAUUAUUAUUAUUAUUAUUAUUAUUAUUAUCAUUAUUAUUAUUAUUAUUAUUAUUAUUAUUAUUAUUAUUAUUAUUAUUUGACCUUGACUCCCCAUCGUAUCAACAAGUCACGAAUAUAAUACGCAGAACGAAGGCAUCUGGCUCCCCAUGUCCCCUUGAUCAGCUAUCUAUUAUAUGUUUUAAACGCUGUCCUUUCCUAAGAACAUAUUUAACUGACCUUAUUCGUGCCGUGUGGCUAUCUGGAACCAUCCCUUCAGAAUGGAAGAAAGCUUGCACAAUACUAAUCCAUAAAAAAGGCGAUACUAAUACCCCGUCCAAUUUCCAACCCAUCACACUGGAGACCAUACCAUUAAAAGUAUUCACUUCCUGCCUACGUAACGCAAUGUAUUCAUUCCUAACCGUUAAUAACUUUAUAGAACAUAAUAUUCAAAAAGGAUUCACACCUAACAUGUCUGGCACCUUAGAACAUACUGCACAAAUGGCCAAUAUAAUCAAUAAAGCCCGAAUCAAACAACGCUCACUAGUCAUCACCCUACUUGACCUCAAGAAUGCUUUUGGUGAAGUUCAUCAUAAUCUGAUCACAUCCGUACUUGAUUACCACCAUAUUUCUGAACAUGUUAAAUUGAUAAUUGAAAGUCUAUAUACCGAUUUUAAAACUUCAAUAAUUACAUUUGAAUUCCGUACCCCCUUCAUACCAGUUCGCCGUGGAGUAUUGCAAGGUGAUUGCCUGAGUCCUCUUCUCUUCAACAUGUGUUUCAACACCUUUAUACAACACAUAAAAACAGAUAAAUAUCGUCAAUUCGGCUUCUCCUUACAGUUUCUAAAUCCCAUCCACUGGUUUCAGUUUGCUGAUGAUGCCGCCGUCAUAAGUAGUCAAGAAUCCGAAAAUCAACAUCUUCUAAACCGGUUCUCCAUUUGGUGCCAAUGGUCCAACAUGAUUAUUCGGGUUGAUAAAUGUAGUACCUUUGGCAUCAAAAAAGCUCUAACAAAAUCAAUCCAAUACCUGCCUAAACUACUUAUUAACAAGCAACUAAUUCCAAAGAUCAAUAUCGGUGAGGCUUUUCAAUACUUAGGAAGAUACUUUAGUUUUAAUAUGUCAGACGAACACCACAAAUCUGAACUAAUCUCACUCGUUGAAGAACUAAUGGCAGAUAUUGAUUCCAAACCAUUACAUCCAAAAAAUAAAAUCCUCCUCUACAGUCGAUAUCUUCUGUCAAAAUUAUCCUGGCAUUUUACAGUUUCUAGCGUAUCGAAAACGUGGGUCACCGAAAACAUUGAUUCCAAAGUCAACAGUUAUAUCCGUAAAUGGCUUGAUAUACCUAUAUCUGGAACGUAACGCUAAGCAGUGUUUUCCUAACCCGCAACAAGUUUGGCCUCAGUAUUUCUCCCCCAUCAUAUCUGUCAAAUUUAUUCAAUGUCAAACUGUUCUCCGUAAAGCCCUAAAAACAUCCCCAAACAAAGCAAUUAACGAUCUUUGGAAAGCAACUAGCAACAGCAAAAAUAUUCAGUAUGACGUUUAUAACUCCACUAAGCAAGUUCUCAAGGACUUUCGCUCUGGCCAAGAGGAUAAACUGCAUACUCAAUUAACCUGUCAGGGCUCUUUCUUCACUAAUAUAACAAAGUUCUCACUGUCCCAACUCACUAAAAUUUGGUCUGCGUGCCAAUCGAACCUUCCGAAAAAUAUAUUCAACUUUACAGUUCGAUACAUCAAUAACUCCCUUCCAACGCGCCAAAACCUUGCAAGAUGGGGUUUAUCACCAACUUCAGACUGUUCGCGAUGUCUAGCUCCUGAAACACUUCUGCACGUAGUAGCUGGUUGCCAAUCGUAUCUAGAACGAUUCACGUGGAGACAUGACUCCGUUCUAAACUUUCUCGCAACAAGCCUGCAGACCGUAAGCGGCUCACAUCUUUACGUGGAUCUCCCAGGGUACAACAGUCCAUCAAUCAUCACUGGUGACACCUACCGUCCAGAUUUGCUUCUUUCAACCUCAACCGGAACACUCUACAUUGUUGAACUUACAGUUGGCUUCGAAUCAAAUCCUCAAUAA